AUGUUCCCCACCCUGCGUCGACUCUCCCAGCAGGCCCCCGACCUGGCGAAGGCGGCCAGGUCUGCGUCCACCCCCAUGGCCAUCCGCGCCCGCCGUGACAAAAAGGGCAUCAAGUCCGACUUCCUCGUCCCCGACACGACCGUCGACGGCCUCUCGCCCUCCGAAAUGGCGCGCUACCAGCGCCACCUGGCCACCGGCGAGCUCUUCCGCGAAGACGGCACGACGCCGACCCCGGCCGAAUGGCUCGCGCAGCUGCACGCGCGGCGGAACCGCCUGCGCGGCAUCAAGGAGGUCGUCCGCGAAGACGGGACGAAGGCGACGGAGGUCGUCGGCCAGAAGGUCUACCUGCCCAACAUCCGCUUCGUCAUGACCCCGAACCACACCCCGCCCGGGCAGCCGUACAACCCGUACGAGGCGACGUUCCGCGUGCCGCGCGAGGUGACGAAGACGGACGUGCGCUCGUACCUGCUCGCGGCGUACGGCGUCCGGACGACGUACAUCCGCACGAGCAACUACCAGAUGCCGGUCAAGUACGCGAUCGGGACGCGCGUGAACUUGAAGCGGCCGACGUUCCGCACGUACAAGCGCGCGGUCGUCGGCCUCGUCGACCCGUUCUUCCCGCCGGAGAUGGAGGACGACAUGUCGGCGGCGGAGCGCGAGGAGCGCGCGAAGGUGCUGAGGGAGACGUUCCAGGCGGGCGCGCAGGACUCGCGGAUGCGCGCGGUGUUCCUCAAGAACAGCAACAACCCCGACUGGAAGAAGCUGCCCGUUAUGGGACGCGGGCAUAUCGUGAGGUCGGUUGCGGCGCGUAAGGCCGAGAGGCGGGAGGCGGUGGAGAAGGCGAAGGCGGACAUGCUGGAGAAGCGGGCAGGGGCGGAGGCGGUGGCGGAGACAUAG
Epithele typhae is the source of this 897-nucleotide messenger RNA. Its product is annotated as mitochondrial ribosomal protein L23. Gene Ontology annotation, molecular function: structural constituent of ribosome. Gene Ontology annotation, biological process: mitochondrial translation. Gene Ontology annotation, cellular component: ribosome; mitochondrial large ribosomal subunit. Bases 1 to 897 code for a protein of 298 amino acids. The transcript has a single exon. NCBI's taxonomy places the organism in Eukaryota, Fungi, Basidiomycota, Agaricomycetes, Polyporales, Epitheliaceae. The record is from RefSeq and is a predicted model, not a curated record.